AUGUCUUCAUACUACCAGUUUAACCACCACCAGGCGCACCCCACCCCUGCCGUCCCUGGUGCCUCCCACAACCAUCAUGGCGGCCGCAAUCGCAGAGCGCCCCGUCUAUCCGUCUCCCAGAACCAGCACAAGCAGUUCCGCGGCGUGCGAAGCAUGAAGGAGCUGACCGAGUCCGCUACUCUCAACGCUUUCCGCACAAAGUUCGAGGCUGGUCGCUCCUUUGACCUCGAGGAUGACAUGGAAUUCUGCCCUGGCCUGUUGACCGACAGCGACAUGAACUCCAUCCACAGCUCUUCUGAGCGUUCGUCUCUGGCCAGCAACUCUCCCGAGUCCUCGCCGACGCAGCAACCCCAGACCGUCGCCCCUGGGUUCUCGCUGAACUCUUCUUCUCCCGCCUUCAUCCCUCCCGCGUACCAGCAGUCUAGCCUCAAGCUUCAUCAGCCUGCGGCUACCCGCGCCCGCAAUGCCAUUCCCAUCGUUAACCCUGCCACCGGCAUCACCAUGUCGAGCCCGCCGCCUUCGGUUUCCCCCGCCAGGAUGCAGCAGGGCAUGGGUCGCAGAUGGUAA
This is a messenger RNA of Colletotrichum acutatum, 567 nucleotides long. RefSeq lists its product as uncharacterized. NCBI's taxonomy places the organism in Eukaryota, Fungi, Ascomycota, Sordariomycetes, Glomerellales, Glomerellaceae. The transcript has 2 exons. The coding region runs from base 1 to 567 and encodes 188 amino acids. The record is from RefSeq and is a predicted model, not a curated record.